GUGACACAGUCGCUUUGCAAUUGAUUCGUAACAGUGUCGGAAGCAAUGAAUCCUGUAUUACUACGUUGAUAAAUGUGUGUCACUAUACAGUUGAUCGUUUAACUCAGCAGUCGACUGUACUGAAAGAAAACAAUACACUGCUAUAUUGGUCGUCGUUUUACAGUCAGAUUAUUGCCUAUGGGCUACUAGCUUUAUACUAUAAAUAAAUGACAUCAGUUUCAAAUAUAUAUUAAACAUAAUGACUAAUCAAGAUAGAGUGGUUUUAAUAACUAAAUCUAAAACACUCACAUCAACAGUACUUGUAGUUGAACGCCAAGCAGAUAACAACAAUGAGCACAAUGAAAAGAAUGAAUAUCUAGCUGGCGGAGAACACAGCGGCAUCGUGAUCAGCAAAAUUAGAAAAUACGUAGAUAUUCAAGACGAAACACCCGCAGAUACAUCGGUCCAGUUCUGCGUGUUUCUAGUAAAUGGUCAAACGGGUCUACACACCAAAGAAAGACGUACCAUAAAAUUUUGGUGUAAUGGAGAUAAAACGGUGGAUGCCUCAACAGUGGCGUCUCAAUUCUUUCAAGACUUAAUAUUACCUGAUCAAUUUCCUCUUGAUUAUGUUGGUUUUGUAAAAAAAUUAUUAACUUUAAUGCACAAAGGCUAUAAAUGUGUAUCAAAAAUUGAAAUUGAGUUAAAACAGCUGGAAAAAACAUCAGUAAAACCUGUAAAUCAAGUUUCUGUUGAAGGUUCAAAAUUAAAUUUGGAUAUAUCACUCACUAAAUUACGUGAAUUGAUCGAAUCUUCAUAUCCUAACCCACUAACUAUUGACGAUAUUAACAAGAAAUACGGAUGGAAGAACUCAGACAUUAAGGACAAUUUAGAGAAACUACAACAGUCUGGAAUUGUUAAGCCUGUUGAUGGUGGUUACACGAGAGUUGUCCUUCAUGACAAAAUUGUUGAACAAAUUCCUAUUAUUCAAAAUAAUCGGCAACCAACUGUGGCUAUUAUCACAGCGGAGUAUUGUGAAAAAGUAGCCGUUGAUAUGUUGAUCGAAAACAAAGAAACUUUUGUACGAUACACCACUGUUGGAGAAUCAAAUGUUUAUACAAUAGGAAAAAUGGGAAACCAUAGUGUAGUUUGUACCAAACUUCCUGCACUUGGAUUAAGCAGAGAAGCUACAAUAGCAGCCGGAAAUGCAAUAACUCGCUUAUUAGGAACAUUUCAAAAAGUUGAACAUGUUUUUGUUUGUGGUGCUGGUGGUGGUGUACCACAUUAUACAAAUUAUGACAAGCAUGUAAAAUUAGGAGAUGUAGUUGUUUCUCAUUAUGGAAACAACCAAAAAGCUGUAUAUACAUACUGUAAGAAUGUCUCAAAUGAAAAUGGAAACAUGAAAUUCCAUUGUCAUCAAUAUAGUCCAAAAAUAUUUGAUAUACAAAUAGCUGCAAUGAAAUUACAGACAGAAGUAAAAUCAAUUGAUAAAAAGCCUUUAUGGGAUGUAUAUUUAAGCGAAGCUUUGAAUAAGAUAGAAAAACAAAAAACCGAUAAUGAAUCUGACUUUAAACGACCACCAGCAGAUUCCGAUAAACUUCAAAUGUAUAUCGGUAAAACAGAAUUGAUUGAGAUAACUCAUCCCAUUUGCAACGAUAAGGACAAUAAUUUAGGUUUAAGAGUACAUGUUGGUCCUAUUGGCGGUGGUCUAAGUGUUACAUCUAAUGCGUUUACAAGACAAAAAUUCACUACCGAAUAUAAAUUACUGGCUAUGGAUUCAGAAUUUGACUCAGUUAUGGGAUCCCUAAUGGGAAACUAUUGUCAUUCCUAUGCUAUUGUUAGAGGCAUUUCAGACUAUAAAGAUGGAUCAGUAAAAAACAAAUGGCAACCUUAUGCUUCCUUAGCUGCAGCAUCUGUCAUUAAAGCAAUACUAUCGAUAAUCAAUAUAUAAACUAAUUAAAAUUGGUUAUAUUCUCAAAUAACUUUUAUUUUUAUUAUAUGGGUUUGUUUUUCCAAGUAAGAUAUAAUAGUAAUCUAGAUCAGCGAUUCUCAACCUUUUAACUUCCGAGUACCGGAGUACCACCUACACAUCUUGAAAAUUUUCACAUACCAUUUAAUUUAGAAAACUAUUUUUUCAUUUUGUCUAAAAAAAAAUUUAUAGAAUAUUAAAAUUUAUUAAACAAAAGUAAAAUUAAGCAUGUACAAUUUAUUAAAACAUAAAUCAACCAAGCAUUACAACAUUAUAGAGAUUAUUGUUUAUCUAAAUUUCUAUCUUUAACGUGAAUAAAACCGACUAUUUGGUUUAGUAAUCAAAUAAACGAAAUAAUAGUUUAUGUAUAUAAUAUUGUUUUAUUUUAUGAUAAAUAUUUAUUUUUCAUUCAAGUACCACCUUUGAGCUUCCUGCGUACCACUAGUGAUACGCGUACCAUAGGUUGAGAAACGCUGAUCUAAAUAAUUCAUUUUAUUUGUACAAGCCUAAAUAUUUAAAAAAAAUCAGUUAUUCAUGAUAGUUUAAACUUUAAAGUAUUGUUUACUAUUAUUUUAUAUAGUUGAAAUUGUAUAUAAUACCUUUAUAACUCAUCAUUCACAAUAUCGUGCAUCAUA
This is a messenger RNA of Melanaphis sacchari, 2580 nucleotides long. RefSeq lists its product as uncharacterized. The coding region runs from base 239 to 1927 and encodes 562 amino acids. Lineage: Eukaryota; Metazoa; Arthropoda; Insecta; Hemiptera; Aphididae. The transcript has 13 exons. The record is from RefSeq and is a predicted model, not a curated record. Gene Ontology annotation, biological process: nucleoside metabolic process. Gene Ontology annotation, molecular function: catalytic activity.